Microdochium trichocladiopsis is the source of this 1832-nucleotide messenger RNA. Its product is annotated as ThiF family protein. Gene Ontology annotation, biological process: protein neddylation. The record is from RefSeq and is a predicted model, not a curated record. NCBI's taxonomy places the organism in Eukaryota, Fungi, Ascomycota, Sordariomycetes, Xylariales, Microdochiaceae. The transcript has 5 exons. Gene Ontology annotation, cellular component: cytoplasm. Gene Ontology annotation, molecular function: NEDD8 activating enzyme activity. The coding region runs from base 213 to 1832 and encodes 539 amino acids.
GAGCACUCCCCCACUACCGACAUUGCGGCUCGAUAUUGGCGCGGCGGUCCAGACCUACACCAAGCUUGUAUCAUCGAUUCCCGCCAUUUCUUCAUUAAUUCCUGCUUCAGCUACCAUAUGUCUUGAGCGAGUCCUUGAAGUGGUCGAGCGUGGAGCCAGUUACAAGCCCGUCCAGACACACAGCGAAGUAGCUCUGCUCUCCACUGGCCAAGAUGACGGAAGUCGUGAUGAGCCAGACGCCACCCAUCCUGCACGGCCCGUCAGAAAAGGAGAAGAAAUAUGACAGACAGCUUCGGCUCUGGGCAGCGAGCGGUCAGGCCGCGCUCGAGUCUGCUCACAUCCUUCUUGUGAACUCUGGUGCCGGAACCGUGGGCAUUGAGGCGCUCAAGAACCUCGUGCUGCCUGGUAUUGGCAAAUUCACCAUCGCUGAUGACGCCGUUGUGAACGAAGCUGACCUUGGAGUCAACUUCUUCCUUGACGAGAGCUGUCUUGGCAAGCUUCGCUCAGAGAGCUCGGCCAAACUCUUGCAGGAACUGAAUCCGGAAGUGCAAAGCGACUACUUUCCCAAGAAUGGAGCCCCGCUGGAUCUGAGAAAAGUUCUUCAAACGUCGCCUACAUUCACGGUGAUCCUCUACACAUAUCCAAUAUCCCGCGAGAAUCUCGGUAUUAUUGAAGAGUAUGGCAAGGAGCACAAGACGCCUCUCUUCGCGAUACACUCUGCAGGGUUCUAUUCCUACUUCCGCAUCAACCUCCCCGGAACCUUCCCAGUGGUUGACACACAUCCCGAGGUGGAGAAAACAACUGAUCUGCGGCUUCUCAGUCCAUGGCCUGAACUUUCACAGUUCGCCGAGGAAAUGACUAAAGAUAUCGACAGCCUCGAUAACCACAAGCAUGGCCAUAUCCCUUAUCUUGUCCUUCUGCUGCAUUUUCUCAAGAAGUGGAGAAGUUCACACAAUGGCGAAGACCCAACCUCGACCAAGGACAAAAAGGAGUUCCGCGCCUUUGUCUUGUCACAUAUGCGUUCGGAUAACCCCGAAGGUGGAGAGGAGAAUUUCCAGGAAGCUGAAGCCGCCAUAAACAAGAACGUUGUUGCCCCACGACUCGAGGAUGGCGUGAAAGAGAUAUUUGAUCACCAGCUCACGAACGAGUAUGAGAACCGCUCCACAUUCUGGUUGGUGGUCGCUGCGGUAAAGCGAUUCUACGAAAAGAAUGGAUGCCUUCCCGUUCCCGGUGCGAUACCAGACAUGAAGGCCGAGUCUGAUGUGUACGUGAAGCUGCAACGCAUCUACAAGAACAAGGCACAAAAGGAUGCCCGAGAAGUCUUUGAGGCUGUGAAGUCCAUGCCUGGUGGAGAGAGAGCGGAAUUUGCCGACGUCGAACUGUUCUGCAAGAACGCACGUUUUGUUCGACUAAUCAAUGCUACCGCAAACAACAAAGGGCUCGACUCUUUGAUAGGCAAGUCUUUUAUAGCCAAAGAUGCAGAAGCUGAAGCGAUGUUUGAAGCUACAGGGGGUGCCUUCAGCAUGCCAAAGUCCAACCUCUUCAUUUACCUUGCUCUAUUGGCGACAGCUCACAAUCCGCAGGCGACGGCGGACGACAUUAUGGAGGCAACCCACAAGCUGGCCCCUGCCGUCACUCAAAAUGAACGUAUGCUGCAGAGUGCUCAAGAAGUUGCUCGGGCACAAGGUGGCGAGCUCCACAACAUCUCCGCCUUCACAGGGGGCAUGGUCGCGCAAGAGACCAUCAAGAUCAUUACGAAGCAGUACAUCCCCAUCGACAACACAUGCAUAUUCGACGGAAUAAGCAGCCGUUGCCAAGUCCUUCACCUGUAA